Daktulosphaira vitifoliae (grape phylloxera) is the source of this 2224-nucleotide messenger RNA. RefSeq names its product protein ZBED8-like. The record is from RefSeq and is a predicted model, not a curated record. The transcript is spliced from 2 exons. The coding region runs from base 548 to 2224 and encodes 558 amino acids. NCBI's taxonomy places the organism in Eukaryota, Metazoa, Arthropoda, Insecta, Hemiptera, Phylloxeridae.
GAGCAGUCAUUCUCAAAGUGGGCGAUAACGCCCCCUAGUGGGCGUUGGUAGUAUUUAGGGGGGUGGUAGAAUGCCCAAAGAAAUUUUGGGGGCGUUGAGUUGGAUUUAGGGGGCGAUAGCUGAUUAAGCCUAAUAUAUAUCUAGAAUCUAGAUAUAUAUAAAAAAUAAAAAUUAAAAAAAAAAUAAAAUUAUAUUAAAGCCAAAUACUACUCACUCACUGAUCGCGAAUUAACUUAUAAUAUGAUGCUAAUGAUUUACCACCAAUACGUAUUGUGCGACGUGGCGGGCCACAGGUUUUUAGCUAUUAUCGUGUAGAUAUAAAUAGUUCCUAGAAGUUUUUCGUCGUCUCCCGUAAAUAAUAAUGAUUAGCGUUAUCGAAACGGCGACAAUAGCUGAUAAUUUAGUAUUUAUUAUUACACUACGUCCAAUACACAAUGUAUACUCAGGCUUCGGUUAUUUGAACAUUUUAGUUUACGAUUUGGUGUCGCUUCGUGCUGGCCGUAUUGUGUUUUGAUUGCUCGUAUAAAAUACCUAGGAAGUAAAAAAUAUGUCGGAAGCAAAAAAGAAAAAAAGACAAUACAGUGCGGAAUACAUUAAAUACGGAUUUAUUCAAAGUCGGACAAAUCCAUCAUCGCCAAUGUGCCUUAUUUGUCAAAAAACAUUUUCAAACGAAGCAAUGAAGCCUUCUAGACUAAACGAUCAUUUAAAUAAAAUGCAUCCAGACAUGAAAGGCAAAGAUGUCACCUAUUUUCAAAAUAUGGAAAAAAAAUACCUAGCUCAACCUACUGUAUCGACACUUUUUUCUGCUGCUUCCAAACAAGAAAAUGAUGGACUUCGCGCAUCGUACAAUAUAUCAUUGUUAAUUGCUAAAACAGGCAAACCUCAUACCAUUGGGGAAGACUUAAUUCUACCGGCAGUAAAAGAAGUAAUAACAACUGUGCUCCAUAAACCAGCGGCAGAUAUUAUCCGAAAAAUUCCUUUGAGCAAUAGUUCUGAACAACGAAGAAUUGAUGAAAUGGCGGAAAAUAUUGAAGAAUCAUUGUGUAAUCACCUGAAGACUUGUCAAUUUUCAGUUCAAUUGGAUGAGUCCACUUUACCAACUAAUGAAGCAUUAUUGUUAUCAUACGUGAGGUUUAUAAAAAAUGAGAAAAUAUGUCAAGAACUAUUAUUUGCGAGAAAUUUAGAGACAUAUACAAAAGGAGAAACAAUAUUUAAUACACUGGAAAAGUUUUGUGAUGAAAAGCAAAUUCCCCUGAAGAAUAUUAUGUCAAUUGCUACUGAUGGUGCUCCAGCUAUGACAGGGCGUCACAAGGGCUUCAUAGCUUAUUUAAAAAAUAAAGUUCCUGACGUGCUUGCCAUACAUUGCGUCAUUCAUCGCCAGCAUUUAGUUGCGAGAAAUCUGAGUGAACGCCUUCAUACAUCACUGCAUUAUGUUAUUAAAGCCGUUAAUAAAAUCAGAAGCAACUCAUUAAAUGACAGAUUAUUUAGUCAACUUUGUGUUGCUAAUGAUGAAGAUUUCAACCGGUUGCUGCUUCAUACAGAAGUACGCUGGCUCUCAAAAGGUACUUGUCUGACUCGGUUUUAUAAUUUGUUUGACUCUGUGAUAGAGUUCCUGAAAAACAAAGAAACAGGACUUCACGAUAACCUCAUCACUUCAAAGAAUGAUAUUGCGUACUUGACAGAUCUCUAUAAGUUAUUUAAUGAUGUAAAUCUCCAACUUCAAGGUGACGACUUGAACUUAAUUAAAACAAAAACUGUCAUUGCUACAUUUGUUGCUAAACUGCUAUUCUACAAGAGAAAUAUUGGUAGACGUGAAUUUAAUAACUUUCCUAAUUUAUCAGCAGCUCCUUUUAUCAAUGACGACUUGGUUGUUUACUGCCAACACUUGGAGAACUUACACAGUGAUUUCAAAGAACGAUUCCAGGACAUUUUAAACAUGGAUAUACCCAACUGGGUAUUAGAUCCAUUUUCAAAUGUCAACACAGCAGAAUCAUCCCAGAUAGAAGAACAACUUUUAGAAUUGACCACGAAUGAAGAAAUCAAAUUUAAAUUCAAGAAUGGCUAUCAAGAAUUUUGGCUGCAAAAGCCAAUCAUGCAACUCUACCCUAGUUUAUGGUCAAUUGUUCAACGAUUUCUGAUACCAUUCCCUUCAUCAUAUUUGUCUGAACGUGGAUUCAGUGCCGUAACAACACUAGUAACAAAAAAAAGAAAUCGGGGGGCCUAA